UGAAUUGAGUGACACUCUUUCGUUGAACGGAAAGCAGUCUGUCUCGUCUCUGUCCGCGUGCACUCACGACAGCCGGUGCAGCAUGUGAAGUCACAGCGCGAUCAGACUUUCUUUUCAUCCCGGGGUUUGCGACCGAACCGUUAUCGUUAAACGAUUCACAGCACGGAUUUCUGUACUGAGAUGCCGUCAUGUCACGCGUGAACGUGAGCUGGAUUAUUGCGGUGCUCGCGGUGGAACUCGCGACGUUGUUGGCCGCGCGCGCUCACAGUUGUCACGAGGUGAAAACAGCGUUUCAGUUGCGUCUGAUCGGCUCGCCCAAAUGGGUGCCAGAAACACCUGCCACAGAUGUGGACCUGUCGGUGUGUAAACACACGGGACCAUCAUGCUGUACACGGAGGAUGGAGGAGAGCUACAGAGCGGCGGUCCUGAGAGACACCACCCAAAACAUCAGAUCAAACAGCCUACAGCUGAGAUACAUCAUCAAUGCACAUGCAACUGCUUUCCAGGAUGCGUUUCAGUCUCUGUUGUCCUUCUCUCAGAGUCAUCUGAUCUCUCUGUUCGAGGGAGUUUACAAAUCGCUCAUGCCCUCCAUAUCCCCACACAUUAUGUGCCUCUUCACUGACCUUUCCCAAUACCUCCAGGGCACCGGGAACGUAUCAGUGGAAACCGCCGUCCAGUGUUUCUUUGACAGUCUUUUCCCAUUGGUCCACACCCGUAUUAUCAAUCCCGACAUGGCGGAGAGCGUCAGCACGGGUGCUUCCGGUGACAGUCAACUCGGCGACUGUCUUCGCAUGACAAGGCCGGACAUUAACCCCUUUGGCCCCCACCCCCGGAUGAUGGCGGCCGAGUUGGUGAGCGCAUUGCAAGCGGGUCGGGCGCUCAGCAUAGCGUUCGCCGUGGGGUCAGAGGUAAUGAACGUUACGGAGACGACGGAGCUGUCCAAAGAAUGCGUGCGUGCGCUGUUGCGCAUGAAUUACUGCUCUCAUUGCCAGGGACUCACCCUGAUUCGGGCGUGCAGUGGCUACUGCCUCAACGUCAUGCGCGGUUGCCUGGCCAGCCUCUCUGAGAUCCACAUGCCUUGGAGACAGUACGUAACCGUGCUGCAGGAUCUCGCGCAUAUGGUCGCCGGAGAGCACAACUUGGAGCUCGCUUUGCUGAGGAUCAAAGAUUACGUUGAAGAAGCCAUAAUCCACGCUCAGACAGACGGGCUCAGGUUAACUGCUACAGUGGAUAAGGUAUGUGGUCACUCUUCAAACACAUCUUCCACCGUGCUCAGGAAGUUUCCUUCAUCUUCAGUCACAGCUCCACCUCCACCUGCCACCAGUUCACAAGAGCUUCCAGGAGGUGAUAAGAUUGGCAUGUUGGCACAUCUUCAAAGUUCACUCCCUCAGAAAUCCUCCAAGAGUGAUAGAAGUAUAACUCUGAAAAAGGUUGCACGGGAGUUUAUAAGGGAGGCCUUCAGAUUUAAGCCCUUCUUCAACAACCUACCAGAAAGUAUUUGCAAUGGAGAAUUUGGCGUCGAGGAGAUGAGCUGCUGGAGCGGAGAUGACGUUGUGCAAAGUUAUACAGCACGAGUGGUAAGCAGUGGAGUUCGUGCUCAACGACAGAAUCCAGAAGUAAGGGUCAGAGGGUUUGACCCGGUGCUUAAGGAGGUCAAGGCCAAACUGGAACAGUUUAACCAGGAGAUUCAGGAGGUGAUGCCCCGUGUGGGACAGGGUCCGUCCUGGGAUGAGACCGGCAGUACUAUGGAGACCAGUGGAGACUGUGAUGAUGAGGACGGUUGUGAGAGCUCUGGAAACACAGCGUCCACACCCACUCUCACAGAAGCCGAUUUACCCAAGGUUCACGAGUCGCCCAGCGUUCGACACCGCAAACCUUCAUCUGAUGCUCCUGUUCCCCUGGCCAGCUUCAUCAUCAUCAUCCUCAUCAGUCUGUGGCUACAGCACUGCCUUACCUGAAAGACCCCAAACACACACAAAGAUCACACAGAUGUUCAUGUUACAGAGAAAUGUCUGGCAUAUUUCACCCUAAAGUCAAAAGAAAUAAGACGAUGGAACAAAUAACACGAUCAUAUCGGCUCAUACAGUAUAUGAGAAACAUUACUUUAUGAUAACUAUUUGAAAGCAAUACUAAAGUAAAAUUAGAUAAGUCCUCACAUAAGACAUACUUAGACAUCUGCGUCAAAGUUGGUUUUUAUAUAAAAUUUAAUACAUACCUACCUAUGUUGACAUUUCACUGUUUUUCAUAGAUGCUAUGGCACUUUACAUUAUAUUUCAUAUUUCACUUAUAUUUCAUAUAUUUCAUAUUUUAUGCAAUAUACACUCUAAACAAUGCUUGGAUAUUUAAAACCCAGUGUUGGGUCAAAAAGGAACACACCCAGCUGUUGAGUUAAAAUUACCCCAAAAAGUUUAUAUUUAGGUUAAAAAAACAGCAUUUUUGGUUGAAAUAACCAAUUAUGGGUAAAUUACAACCUAACGGGUAAAAUUCAUCCCUUUUGACCUAACGCUGGGUUAAAAAAUAACUUUUUAUUUUUUUGGGGGGUGGAAUAUGACUCGGACAUUUCUGGCGAGGUUCACCAGUACAUGUCCUAAAAAUUCCCAUCUGUUCUUAUGGACAACUCGGACAAACGGUGUUGUCUGGGGUUGUAAUGUUAGAAAUUUCUGCAGGUUCAUAUAUAUUAUCAGUAAAAUCAUCACCCUCUCCAUCUUUCUGGGACUGUGGAAUGCAUGACGAAAUUUGUGCAUCUGUGGCAACAUCGCUUACGAGCAGACAAGAGCAAAGAAAAUAAAAGACUGUCUGCACAUCCGCAAGCAACGUUCCCAUCACUCACAGGCGUAAUGUUACUGAACCAAACAGAACUAUGAAUGAUAUGCACAUUGUAGUAUGUAAAUACUGUAGUUUGGACUGGCGCUGAAUUUAUGGGACAACGAAUGUUUUACUGAAGUAUCACACAGGAAUUUUGUGAACAUUUUUAUAGCUCUCGCCAAAAUCCAUCCCUUCUGUACACACACUCACAAACACACAUACAUAAUUGUCAUAAAAUAAAUCUUACAAAGUGUCGGCAAUGCCUUGGGCUUUGCACGGAAAAGCUUUAAAGUGCUUCAAAUAUCUCUUUAAUGCAUGAAUCUCCUGUCCCGCUCCUAAAGGGUCAGCGUCCUAUGGAGUUUUGAGUGCUUUCAGGUGUGUUUGAUCAGGGUUGGAGCAAAACUCUACGGGAAGUUUGACCUUCAGGAACCAGACUGGACUUCCCUGCUUUAACACAUAAAACUAAUUUGUAUCCCCCUCCGUCCAUCACCUUUUGAAGUCCCCCUGUAGUUGAUUGUUUUGUCCUUUAUAGCUUAUCUUUGAUCAUUAAAAUGAAAAGUAUUUUUCAAGAAAGCUCAAAUGUAGCUUGCUUCGUUCCAUGAAUAUGCAAAUUAGUCUCCGCCUCCAGUCAAUCAGACCAGCUUGGACUACUGUUUGACGUGAUUGGUUACAAACAGGGCCGGUUUCAAAACACAAUUUUGAACCUGCUUUUGGUAAACUGAAAUUGACAGAUGAAUUUGCAUAUGAUUUGUCUUAUGUUGCAUUCACACCAGCCGCGGUAGAGGCGUCAAGCGCGAGUGAUUUCAAUGUUAAGUCAAUGUGAAGAUGCGAUUCCACCUCAUUUGCACGUCUAGUUCGCCACGGCAAACGCUUGAGUUUAAAAAAUUUAACUUCGGCGGAAAAUUGCGCCCCGUUAACCAAUCAGGAGCUUGCUCUAGUAGUGAUGUGAUUACAGUAAGCGAGAGGAGUCGCAGAAGCCCCCUCCCAUGACGCGAAUUUCUGCAUUAAUGUUUUUUCGAUAGCUAGAAUUUCACACGCAAAUGAAGCGAGUAAACUCAAACUGUUCAAGGGGCAAACUAGACGCGGUAGACACGAUUUUGACUCAAACGCGGCUGGUGUGAACCCACAGUUACAGCAUAUUAAUAAGAAAACCCUUAUCUCACGGGAAUUCGUACAUAUUUUACGAGUUGGGCUAAUUUGAAUGAUUUCAUAAAAUUUUUAGAAAUAAAAAAAACAUGAUUCCUAACCCCGCCCCUAAUCUUAACGUCACAGCAGCGCAAAAGCAAAUUGAACAAAAAGCAUUUGGUCGUGGUCGUACACAUUCAUAAAUAUUAACGACAUAGAGACAAGGAGAAUUUAAAAUUUAGAUUUUAACCACAGGGGGACUUGAACUUAAGCUUUUAUUUUGAGUAUGUAGAUUAUUUACCCUGUCAAUAGUUUUGCGAAUUGAUAAAAGUGUAUUUGAAAUUGCACUAAACUUAACUCAAGUUUAAAAAUUAUUUUCACAGAUGUGUGGUACAGGAUUUUUCACGAAUGUUCUGUAAUGUUUGAUGGAAAAAAGUAAAAAAUGCAGAAAAAAGGG
Molecule: messenger RNA, 4387 nt
Organism: Paramisgurnus dabryanus
Lineage: Eukaryota; Metazoa; Chordata; Actinopteri; Cypriniformes; Cobitidae
Gene: gpc5c
Product: glypican 5c
Biological process (GO): cell migration; positive regulation of canonical Wnt signaling pathway; regulation of protein localization to membrane
Cellular component (GO): cell surface; extracellular region; plasma membrane
Source: RefSeq, a predicted model, not a curated record